This is a messenger RNA of Haliotis rubra (blacklip abalone), 554 nucleotides long. Its product is annotated as myb/SANT-like DNA-binding domain-containing protein 3. NCBI's taxonomy places the organism in Eukaryota, Metazoa, Mollusca, Gastropoda, Lepetellida, Haliotidae. The record is from RefSeq and is a predicted model, not a curated record. Bases 2 to 256 code for a protein of 84 amino acids. The transcript is spliced from 4 exons. Gene Ontology annotation, cellular component: nucleus.
UAUGAAUCUAAAGACCAAACGAAAAUGCUGGGAGGAGGUGGUCGAGAAAAUAAAUGCCAACAGCUCUGUAAAGAGAGACUGGGUGGAAAUAAAGAAAAAGUGGACUGACAUGAAAAGCCAGACAAGGAAGCGGGCAGCUCACUGUAGGCGGGAGAGAGUGAAGACAGGAGGAGGGCAGGCUUCUGUGUUGGAGCUGAAUAGUCUGGAGGAAAUGGUGGCGUCUCUUAUUCCAAAUUGCCAGCUCGAAGGCUGUUAGGGAGGCCUGGAGAGUGAAGAGUAAGUUCAUGUUGCAGUAAUUCAGUAUAGCAGUAAGUUAUAAUUAUAUGAAAUUUAAACAGUAUAAGACUCAACAUAGAAAGAUAUGAUAGAAAUCUAUUGUAACCACUUUUAACAUUUAUAAAUGAAAUGGAACUGUCCUAUGAAAAAAAUAACAUGCAACAUCUACAAUAUAAAAGGGAUUUGAAAAUGACUUUGCUUAAGUACUAACAUUACCAACAUUAGAUGUUAACAAUAUCUCCGUUAUUGUUUUUGCAGGUGUGACUCUAUCAGAGGGC